Messenger RNA from Penaeus chinensis, 1888 nucleotides. Its product is annotated as poly [ADP-ribose] polymerase 2-like. The transcript is spliced from 8 exons. The coding region runs from base 365 to 997 and encodes 210 amino acids. NCBI's taxonomy places the organism in Eukaryota, Metazoa, Arthropoda, Malacostraca, Decapoda, Penaeidae. The record is from RefSeq and is a predicted model, not a curated record. Gene Ontology annotation, molecular function: NAD+ poly-ADP-ribosyltransferase activity.
GGGACCGACCAGAGGCGGAGUCAGAUACCAGCGAGACACGAGGGAAGACAGGUCGCGGAUUUCUUGUGCGAGAAACCUGGGCCGUAUUGCAUCACGUGGACUGUAACAAGCAUUCACUUCCAAGCAUGCAGACGCAAGCAAGCAACAAAAGCGAGGCGCAAGCAGCAUCACAGAUAAAGAUACACAGAGUUCAUCCGGAGAUCAAGCGGCAGCAUCCCAGUGCCGUGGUAGUUGAAGACAAUAGCUGCGUUCUGUCCCAAACUAAUUUAAAGAAAAAUGCAAAUAAGUUCUAUGUUAUGCAGUUGUUAGAGUGUGAAGGAAAUAUCUUCUGUUCACUUAUUUUGAUCGCGUGGUCGACGAGGAGAUGAAAAAUGUUAAUGAUAAGAAGAAGAAAGAUGGCACAAGCAGCAGUAAGAUGAACAUUGAGGAUUUUGAUAGGAAGGAAUAUGCAAUUAAGGCUUAUAGUCAGCAAUUCAGAAAGAAAACAUACAGGAAAAAUGUUUCAAGACAAAUGGAAACGGAAUUUGCCUUUGGAGUUUACACAGUACUAGAAAUGGAUGAAGAAGACGAUUGGGAGAGGACGCUUGGAAAAAAAUACACGCCCCUUGGUAAGCUGAGUCAGACGCAGAUCGAAAGAGGUCAACAGGUCCUUCAGGAGAUUGAAGACGGCAUUGAGAGCAAGUCUGAGGACGAGCUAGAAGAUCUGUCAUCUAAGUAUUAUACUUAUAUCCCGCACUCUUUUGGUGUCAAAACAAGACCGGAUUUGAUAAAAGAUCAGCCUGCGGUGGAUAAAGAGAAGGAAUUCUUGAAAGCAUUGCAACAAACACAGGUGGAGAAUGAACUGACAGCAGUGGCCUGGAACCAAGCAGCAUCCGCGGAAGUUCAAUCUGAACCCGUAGCGCCUGAACCGGAUUCAAGCGCGACAGCCCAGGAGGAAAAAGAAGAGAGAGAACCAGAAAAGAAAAGGGCAAAGAUCGAUCUAACAAGCACAGCCUAAAUCUGUUCGAGUCGCUACAUUGACGUGGACUUUAUUGUAGAAAAUAAAGAUAUGGAUGAGAAUGAAGGAGAAAUACAUGCCUUUCGAAACCGGGCAAAUACAUGCAUUUCUGACGAAGAUAUGGUCGAAACCGGGCAAAUACAUGCAUUUCUGACGAAGAUAUGUUCGAAACCGGGCAAAUACAUGCAUUUCUGACGAAGAUAUGGUCGAAACCGGGCAAAUACAUCUCCUGCGCUGCGAAGAUAUUCCUUCUCACUCAUACCUUUUGUCUACAUUUACCGCAAUGAACACAGGAAUUAUCUCCAGUGACUGAAAUCGGAUCAAACACGUUCUGAUAAUGUCUAGGAGAUUUGAUUAAAAAAAAAAAAAAAAAAAAAAAUGGCGUUUGAGGUCACUUAUUGUACCCAUCACGAUUAUUGUACCAUUGAUUGUCGGUGUCUUAAAAUUGUAUGUGGUUUUGUUAAGUUUGUUUCUGUCUUUUAAGUUUUACAAUAUGUUUGGUUAACGAAGAACUUCUAUCAAGGGUCCCCAUCAUGUUGCUUUAGUUUAGAUAUCUGAUUUUUAUAUAUAACUUAUAUUGACUGAAUUGGUGGAAUAUUAAUGAUCUUAGAAAUUCUUUUUUUUAUCAUCAUGUCAUGAUAAAAGAUAAUGAACUGCUUGAUUUAGCUAAGUGUAUGAUAUAUCGAGUGUAUUAGCACUUUAUAGUUUUAACUAGUAUUUAAGGCCUAAGCUGAGAUGAUGUAUUAUGCAAGUGUAUUUGUUAAUACUUAUUCUAUGUAAACCCAAUCUGAGAUUUUACUUUCGUUGUCAUUUAGUGUGUGUGUGUGUAUUUUUAACAUGGAGCAUAUAUUAUAUUCAUAUAUAUAUAUAUAUAUAUGUAUAUAUAUAUAU